Lachancea mirantina is the source of this 606-nucleotide messenger RNA. The record is from the annotation of a GenBank genome assembly. Lineage: Eukaryota; Fungi; Ascomycota; Saccharomycetes; Saccharomycetales; Saccharomycetaceae.
AUGAGCGCCUUUUUGACAAAUGUGUCAUACGAUGACGUUGUCUAUGAAGGAGGUGACGGUGUAGAUUUGAAUGAACUAAAUAUAGUGGAAAAAUGGCUUAACAGGCCGGCAAGUCAGUGGUCGAUUCAACGGCUGGGUUUAUUUCAGUCGAAAAUUGAACAAUAUGUUUACAGAAUUUAUCACCAGGGUCGAUACGGGAAACAUUCGCUGAACAAAGUGAUACCGUCGCACGUUUUGAUGCAAUUCGCCAACGAGAGUUUCGGAUAUAGUGGGUGGUCUGCCGAGGUUCUCGACAUCAAGGUGAUGAAUGUCCACGAGGAACCUGGAGGAGAGGAGGCUGAACAAGGUUUUACGACAACGUCACAAGCACGUAUAAAACUGACGCUGAAAGAUGGAACGAACACAGAGGCAGUGGGAUUUGCUAGGGUGAAGAGCAAGAGCAAAGGAGAUACGUUUGCAAGAAGCAAAAAGGGAGCCACAACAGAUGCUUUGAAGAAAUGUUUUUUGAAAUUUGAAGAGAUUGUUAUAGACCACCAAGAAAAAGUGUCUUCUAAGUAUUAUGUAGAUGGUCUUUACGGCUCGAAAACCGAGAAGAAAGGUAAAUGA